Messenger RNA from Melanotaenia boesemani (Boeseman's rainbowfish), 1705 nucleotides. It is a transcript of the gene ptgis, whose product is annotated as prostaglandin I2 (prostacyclin) synthase. Gene Ontology annotation, biological process: prostaglandin biosynthetic process. The transcript is spliced from 10 exons. Gene Ontology annotation, molecular function: iron ion binding; prostaglandin-I synthase activity; heme binding. NCBI's taxonomy places the organism in Eukaryota, Metazoa, Chordata, Actinopteri, Atheriniformes, Melanotaeniidae. The record is from RefSeq and is a predicted model, not a curated record. Bases 73 to 1515 code for a protein of 480 amino acids.
UUCAAGUACGUUGCCAGCAGCUAUAAAGCAAAUUAUCUACAGGGCAGCUCAAGUUUCAGACCUCGUACAGACAUGUUGUGGACAAUAUUUUUACUUCUAAAUGGAUUGCUUGUACUAGUUUUUCUUUAUUCCUCUCGCUCAAGACAGAAAAAUGAACCUCCUCUGGACAAAGGGUUUAUUCCAUGGCUGGGACACGCGCUUGAAUUUGGAAAAGAUGCAGCAAAAUUUUUGGCUCGCAUGAAAGAAAAACAUGGAGAUAUCUUUACUGUCCGUGUUGCUGGUCAGUAUGUGACAGUGCUGUUGGAUCCAAACUCCUUUGAUAGCGUGCUGAAUGACACACGCUGCUUGGAUUUUACUCACAUCAGAGGCCGACUUCUAAAAAGGAUCUUCUGUCUGCUACCAGGCAUCAACCCCACAUCAGAGAGAAGCUGGAUGGAACAGCAUUUUCAAGGUGCCAGUCUCUUGAAUCUCAGCAGUUCCAUGAAUGUUCACCUUCGCAGCCUGCUCCUGAAUAACCACAAUGGGUGGACAGAGGAUGGUCUCUUUAGCCUCUGCUACAGUCUUCUUUUCAGGGCUGGUUAUCUUACACUGUUUGAGAGGAAAGACAAUGCUGCUGUUGUCUACAAGGAGUUCCGCAAGUUUGAUGAUCUUCUCACCAAACUGGCUCGCUCUUCCCUGAAGCGAGAGGAAAGUAAAAUAGUCAACACAUCCCGGGAGCAAUUAUGGAAGCUGCUGUCCCCAAACUGUCUGGAUGAAGGGUCACAGUCUAAUUCCUGGCAGCAGAGCUACCAUAACUUUCUGCAGAAGGAGGGAAUAGAUGCAGACAUGCAGAAAAAAGCUCUGCUGUUACAGCUGUGGACCACACAGUGCAAUGCUGGACCUGCUGCCUUUUGGGCCCUCAGCUUCCUGCUCACUCACCCUGCGGCCAUGGAGGCGGUUCAGUCAGAGAUCAGAAGCCUGUCAACUCUCCGGGAUGCUUCCCUGCAGCAUCCCCUCACAAAUCUGCUGGAAGCUCACAGCACACCUGUGUUUGACAGUGUUCUGAGCGAGACCCUACGACUCACCGCUGCAGUAAUGAUCAACAGAGAAGUGGUUCAGGAAAAGACCCUCCGCAUGGCCAAUGGACAAGAGUACCAUCUUAGACGAGGAGACAGAGUGUGUCUAUUCCCCUUCCUCAGCCCUCAAAUGGACCCACAGAUACACCAAGAACCCCAGAUGUUCAAAUAUGAUCGUUUCCUAAAACAAGAUAAGACAGUGAAGGACAAAUUCUACAAGGAUGGAAAAGAAAUGAAGUACUUCAACAUGCCUUGGGGUGGAGGGAAGAACAGCUGCCCUGGCAAGGAGUUUGCUGUCACAGCUAUUAAACAGUUUGUGUUUUUGCUCUUGACCCAUCUUGAUCUGGAGCUGUGCAACCCUGAGGCUAAACUUCCACCAGUUAAUCCCAGUCGCUACGGCUUUGGGAUGCUCCAGCCUGAUGGAGAUCUGCAGGUCAGAUUCAGACGGAAGAAUAUUUAGCAUUAAAUGCAACAUCCAAACUUACUUGAAAUAAGUUGAUUGCUAAACCUCUCUUGGUAAAUGCAGUGUAGCAUUAUUUAUUUUAUAUAUUACUUGUGUGGUGUAAAUUUUAAGUAACCUUUUUAUUUUUAAAAUAUGUUUGAUAAAAAAUGUAACUGAUAUGUAAAAUAUUUUUAAUAAAAAGUUUUAA